Capsella rubella is the source of this 1575-nucleotide messenger RNA. Its product is annotated as ethylene-responsive transcription factor CRF3. NCBI's taxonomy places the organism in Eukaryota, Viridiplantae, Streptophyta, Magnoliopsida, Brassicales, Brassicaceae. The record is from RefSeq and is a predicted model, not a curated record. Gene Ontology annotation, biological process: regulation of DNA-templated transcription. Bases 291 to 1355 code for a protein of 354 amino acids. Gene Ontology annotation, molecular function: DNA binding; DNA-binding transcription factor activity. The transcript has a single exon.
CUCACUAAAAUAAAAAUCACUGUUUCGUUUUACAAACGUUUUAUCUCUUUCUCUCUUUUUAUCUCUCACCCACCUCACAAAGAGAAAAGAAAAAAAAAAAUCUUUCUUGUUAUCAAAAAAUCUCUCUUCAAACUUUAUUUUCUCUCAUCUUCCUGAAUCUCCUCGAAACAAACCGUGAUUCCCAAGUUUUUUUGUUUCUCUUCCUUUUUAUUCUCCUUCUUAGUUUCAUUUUGAUGCGAAUAUAGAGAGAAACAAACCAAAACAAGAAGAGAAGAGAGAAACCAAAGGAAAUGAUAAUGGACGAGUAUAUUAACUUUAGACCAUUGAAGUACACAGAGCACAAAACAUCAGUGACUAAAUACACCAAGAAGUCUUCUUCACCGGCGAAAAAACUCUCCGAUCAGUCUCCUCCUGACUCUUUCAGAAAGGUUCGUAUCAGUUUCACCGAUCCUGACGCUACUGAUUCCUCUAGCGACGAAGACGAGGAAGAUUUCUUGUUUCCUCGCCGUCGAGUCAAAAGAUUCGUUAACGAGAUCACCGUCGAGCCUGCCUGUAACAACGCCUCCGCCGCUGUUUCGAUGAAGGAGAGGAAACGUCUCUCUGACGAGUCUCUUCAGUCUCCGGCUAAACGUCCUCUUAAAGUCUCCGUCUCCGGCCAGACGAAGAAGUUCCGAGGAGUUAGACAACGGCCGUGGGGGAAAUGGGCGGCGGAGAUUCGAGAUCCGGAGCAACGUCGGAGGAUUUGGCUCGGUACUUUCGAAACGGCUGAGGAAGCCGCCGUUGUUUACGAUAACGCUGCUAUUAGACUCCGUGGACCGGACGCUUUAACUAAUUUCUCUAUACCGCCUCAAGAAGAAGAAGAAGAAGAACCGGAACCGGUUAUUGAUACUAAACCGGAAAUCAACAUUACGACGACAACCACGACGACGACAACAACAUCGAGUUCUGAAUCAACUGAAGACUUCCAACACCUCUCAUCUCCUACUUCUGUUCUCAAUCUCCAGUCCGAAGAGAUUCAACAAAUACAACAACCGUUCAAAUCAUCUAAACCGGAACCGGAGAUAUCAGAAGCACCUUGGUGGCAUACCGGGUUUAGUACCGGUACAGGAGAAACAACAGACGACUCGUUUCCAUUGAACACUCUGUUCCUGGACAGCUACUUCAACGAGUCGCCACCGGAGAUGUCUAUAUUUGAUCAACCGAUGGGUCAUCAUCAAGGCUUUUAUGAAAAUGAUGAUAUCUUCAGUGAUAUGAUCUUGGAAAGUGAAAGUAUCAUCAACAAUGAUGAUGAUGACUUGAUGACAAGUUUUAGUGAUUUUGAUGAUUCUUUGAUAUCAGAUCUAUUAGUUGCUUAACAUGAUGAUGAUGAUGAUGAUGAGAGUGAUGAAGAUGGUGCAAGAAAAUAUCUAUGGUGCGACUGAAAAAUUUUGAUGUUCUUUUUUUUUUUUUUAAUUUUCAAGUUCAUGAGCUUUUUUUAUAAUAUUUUAAUAAUUUAAUUUAGUGUUGUCAGGAGAAAGCUUUGUAAAACAGUUUUGGAGAAAUAGUGGAAAAAUAGUUAAUUAAUUUUUGUUUCUU